This is a messenger RNA of Durusdinium trenchii, 3077 nucleotides long. The record is from the annotation of a GenBank genome assembly. Lineage: Eukaryota; Dinophyceae; Suessiales; Symbiodiniaceae.
AUCAUUUGGCUGCGCUGUAUAUAUAUAUAUAUAUUAUAUAUAACUUGCCUCACCUCCUCUUUUUUAGCGCGUUUGAGUUUCCCUUGCGAAGCAGCUGUGGCAAGUGGUCAUGUUUCAUGUAGAAUGAUAUCAUGGCUGGUGCAGUGCAACACGACAACUACUCGCACUGCUUGUGAUUCUUCCACUUGGCCAUCCCUGACUGCUUAUGGCGUCCGGCCAUGACCAGGCGCAUUAAGGGGUCGAUGGGAAGACAUCAUGGCAGUACGGGAAAAAGCCUUGCACAGCGUCACAGCAGCAUGGCAUGAGAAGGUCCAGGUAGCGGGCUACCCGGCCCAUGUCCGGUAUGUUGGUGAGACCCACUUUGCGCCUGGAGAGUGGAUUGGAGUCGAGCUGGAACCAGCUGUCGGCAAGAAUGACGGCUCUGUGAAUGAGCACCGGUAUUUUGCCUGUAAAGCAAAUCAUGGACUGUUUGUCCGCCGAAUGGUCGUGAAAGCUGCACCUCAGAUGCCCGAAGGGACGGAAGGUGUGGAGCCAGGCCCUUCCUCUGGUGUACAGUUUGCAGAUUGCAUUGCAGAAGACAUGCCUGUUGAGAGAGUUCAAUCCAGUGAGGAUGACGAGGUGACUGAGGUUGAAGAGGUAAUGGUGCCAACCAAGUCUAUCCGGCGUGGCGGCAUUUCGGCAGAAGCAAUGCGUGACCAGGGUGACCAGUGGCAACCACCAGUCUACGCGAAGAGUGAGGAGCAGACGCAGCAACUGAGACGAGUGAUUGAGAGCUCGCACGACAGCAAGCUGCGGAUGAUGUUCGGCAAUCUUUCGCAGAAAGGCCUGGAGAAGGUGGUGGAGGCCAUGUUUCAGAAAGCUGUGUGCAAGGGAGAGACCAUCAUCAAGUACGGCGAUGAAGGAGACAACUUCUACAUCGUCAAAAGCGGUAGGUUUGACAUUUUCGCGUACCGCAACAUUCAGCAGGCUGAUGAUGACCUGACAGACGCUAGCGCACGGAUGGUGAAGGUCUUUGAAGCUGGUGAAGGCUUUGCAUUUGGCGAGACCGCCUUGUUGUACAAUGCCCCAAGGUCGGCCACCAUCACUGCCAGUGAGGACUCAGAAGUAUGGUGCCUUGAAAGAAAGGCGUUUCGAGAAUUGGUGAUCAGGGCAUCUGAGCAAAAGUUCAAAGAGUACUCAGAGUUCCUGAAGCAGUGCGACGUCUUCGAAGAGUUGGAUGUGGAGCAAAUUGCAACCCUGGCUGAGGUAGUUGAUGAGGAGGACUUCAACACGGAUGAGGCAAUCAUUCAGCAGGGCGGGCGCGACAGCAACAUGUUCAUCAUCCUGAAAGGGCAGGCCGUGGCAUGCAUUGCGGGUGAGAAAGGAGAAGUUCAGGUGAAGACCUAUGCCAAGGGCGACUUCUUUGGGGAGAUUGCCUUAUUGUUGGGUGAGCCCCGCAAGGCUAGCAUCUACGCGAAGGGCGAUGUUACCUGUUUGGUGAUCACCAAAGACGUCUUCGAUCGGGUCCUCGGGCCACUGCGAGACUUUCUGAAAAGAAAUCUUGAACGGUACGCCAAAUACCAAGAUGCAAUCGAGCAAGGCGGAGAACUCCGGGAAGCUCCGGAGGAUGACUUCAACAUGCGGAAGGAGAAAGAGGAGCAGCCAGAAGCCCGGAGAGUUGAGGAACAAUCUGGUGAGCAGGACGAGCCAAGACCUGCACCACGCCGUCGUCUGCUCAAGAAGGCUGACCGAGCACACACGGUGUACAACGUGAAAAUCAAGUUGGAAGAUUUGGACUUGGAAGAUGAGGAUGCGGAGGAUAAGUCGACCAAAGAGGAGACCAAGGAAAGCCAUAGGAAAGCUGAAGAAGGGGAACCGAAGCAAACUCUCGCCGAGCGGGUGGAGCAGGACUGGAAGAAGCCUCAAUUGGUUGAGGCCGACAGGGCAUUUGCUGUGCCGAAAAGCAAGUAUUCUGUCUUUGGUGGGCUUCGCAAAGGAGAGAAGUUUACCGUCGACAAGAAGGUGAUUGUUCGCACAGAGGUAAAGUCCUUGCGCGAUGGUAUGGAGGACCUCUACCGCUGGUCGGGACCAACAUGGCUCAAGGGUCAGAUCCACAUGGCGGUAGUGUGCCAGAAGGGGCAGAAGUCUGCUGCUGACCCCACGCCCAAUCAGGACAACUAUUUUGCACACCAUGUUGGGCCAAUCGGGCUGUACGGUGUUUGUGAUGGUCAUGGACCUUUCGGCCAUUUGGUCUCGUUCAGACUGGUGCAGUCCUUGCCGCACUUUAUUGCGUCCAACCCCAACUGGGGAGAGGACUGGGGUCUUUGCCUCAAGGAAGCCUUCCUUGCAGCCCAGAAAGAGCUCAUCGAGUUUGCUGCGCGCGAAGGCUUCAACUUGGAAGCGUCUGGUGCUGCUGGUUCAGUUCUGAUUUUUGAGGGACCAUCCAUCCAUGUGGCGCAUAUAGGUGACGCAGGCUGUUUGGUCGGGUCGUGGAACCGCCACGACUCGCGGGUAGUCUAUGGCGCACAGGAUCACAAGCCAGACACCCCAGGCGAGCGUGAGCGAUUAGAGGCUGCUGGCAGUGAAGUGCGUCAGGUGGAUGUGGAGAGCUACAGGAUAUACAUCAAGGGGACAAACUUCCCAGGUCUUACCAUGUCCAGGGCCUUCGGCGAUACUGCUUGUGCAGGCGUCUUGCAGGAGCCGCAUUACCAUCAAAUGUUUAUUCAGCCGUCCGAUGAGUUCUUUGCUGUCAUAGCUUCUGACGGCAUUUGGGAGUUCAUCGACUAUACCAAAGCAGUAGAUUUGACGGCCAAAAAGCUCCGUUUGAAGGGCCCUCGUGAGGCAGCAAGGAACCUGGUCGAUGCGUCCAGGAAGCGCUGGGCAGCAUAUUGCGGCGAGUAUUGUGAUGACAUUACGGCAUUGGUGGUCAAGUGGAACGUCAGUGCAAAGGGUGCUGACACAAGUACGAACCACGAAUUUUCGGUCGCGCACCCUGAGUGAUUGCUCCGAGGAUUGGCGUUUGUUGCAAACGAUUGCAAGGCUGUUUUCAGAGCCUUGACGGGGCAAUGGAUCAAACAACUGUAACAACAUUGAAGGAC